Molecule: messenger RNA, 6724 nt
Organism: Triplophysa rosa
Lineage: Eukaryota; Metazoa; Chordata; Actinopteri; Cypriniformes; Nemacheilidae
Product: UPF0524 protein C3orf70 homolog B
Exons: 3
Coding region: 395-1156 (253 amino acids)
Source: RefSeq, a predicted model, not a curated record
UGCAGUAUGAGAUACUGUUAGAGAGACUCGGUUACGGUUAGUCAGUGAGCAGCGCUCAGACGCGCAGCAUCAUCCGCCGCGACGCUUUUCCGGGCUCUGCUUUCACGACGCGUUGCUUUUACUGAGCUCCAGAUAGCGGAAUGUCUGAUACGUGCAUGUAUUUUACCGCCCAAGGAUCCAGCUGUUGUUUUAAACUCAAAUUUAUGGGCACGUUUUGAACAUAAAAACCCAAGGAUUACCCACACCGAGAAUGUACCAGUUUUGUAUGGACAAUGCCAUUCUUCAUAUUUAUCACGACUAAAAGGCUUUGGUUUGGUGAAGUUUAAUGCAGAUGUUGUUCCAGACAGGACAAUAACUGUGAGCGCUUGAGCCUGAAUUAGGGAGUGAAUGAAUCAUGGCUUACACAGGAGCUCAGAAACCUCUGAAAAGUGAGAAGUUAGAUGAAGCUCAAGCUUUGGCCAAAAGCUGUGCAGGCCGGCCAGACUUUCUCCCCUGUGAUGGAUUGUCCAUCUGCGCUACACACAGCCAUGGAAAGUGUUUCAAACUGCACUGGUGCUGUCAUUUGGGCUGGUGUCACUGUAAAUACGUAUACCAACCCAUGACCAAUGUCGGGCAACUACCCAGCACUUCCGUGCCGGCCGCUCCAUCCGACUGCACAGACACCAUCGAUCUUUCAAUCUCCCUGAUGGAACGCUUUCUCCGCAUCUCCCCCUGCUUCCUGCCUCCACCAUGUCCGGAGUCCCCAAAGUACUGCAACAUUGCUGAACUCUUUAUUGAUGAUUACAUCGUCAAACGCAUCAAUGGCAAGAUGUGCUACAUUCAACGGCCCCCGGUGCAUCCGGAGGCUCCUCCCACCCCACCUCAGAGAAAUCCGGUUUCCCAGAAGGAACGAGAAGAGAAGCAGACUGUUGUCGAUAUGGUUAAAGGACCUAAAAUGGGCCACUGCUCUUCUCCUUCCAGCUCAGAGGACUCAGGGAUCAAUGCUCUAGAAGGGCACUAUCUAGAGUCCUGUGAGGAAGAAUCUGAGGAAGACGAUGAACUUAGCAUGGAUGGAAACUCCAGUCCAGGAAGUCUGUGGGACCAGGAUGAAUGCACCCUAUUGUCCCCAUCCAAAUCCAUGGUGGAGAUUAUUGAAAAUAUUGAAACCACUGUGUGACACAAUUCACUUUCUAGAAUGAAUAUUUACUCUUUCUAUUAUUUUAAAAUCUCUCUUUGUAAAGAGUAAUUGUGUUUAAUGAAAUAUUGUACGUAGAGGAAAUGCUAUAAAUACAGUGCUACACUUUACAUUAGUCUUUUUACAGGUUAGAGGAGUUUACCAAAUCGCUGUUUACCUUAAUCCACACUAAUCCUCAUUAUUACACCUCAUAUGUUUCAACAUUUGAGGUUGAACAGCACUGUGCACAACCUUUAUAACUGCUAUCAGCUGAGACAGCUGACUUUAGGUUAACUAUGAAGUACUUCAAUAGAGAAGAGACAUCAAUUCGGUGAUUCAGAACUGCAAUUUUCAUUUUUUGUUAGGGGAAGAGUUACAGGCAUACUGUACAGUGCAUUUAAGGUACUGUAUAUAAUUUAUCAUUGAGUGUUGUGUUCCUUGGGAGGCAAUACCCUUGACCAGUGGACAGGUUUAGUCAGAGAGUAAGCAAUGAAGACAUGGUUCCUGCAGUAUAUAUUUAAGUUCACUACUGUAUGUUGCUGUUGGUUCAUCCUGUAGUUUGGAGAGCAGAAGCUUUUCUGGUCUUUGAAAAUUUAAUAGUCCGCUCUGAGUGCGUUAACAUGCCCGGCCUUUUAAAUUGCUGACUUACAUAAGAGCACGCAAAGCCCUCUGCAGUGCUAUUAUGAGACAUCAUGCUAUAUUUUUUAUCAAGGCUAAUCCUAUUCAAAAACAAAGAACAAAUUACACUGAAUGCAAUUUAUCUUCAUUGUACUCAAUUUAAUUAUAGUCAUGUCUUCCCUUGAGUGGCCGUGAUUGUUAAAUUAUUUAGGUCUCUUUAACCAAAGUUUCCUGGUAAAGGGUUCUUUUAAGAUAGGCUACUCUAUUAUCUUAAAGGGAUAGUUUACUCAAAAAAGAAAAUUCUGUCAUCAUUUACUCACCCUUUUGUCAUUUUAAACCUGUAUGACUUUGUUCUGCAAAAAUCAGAACGGCAAUACCCAUUCACUUCUAUUGUACGGAUACAAAACCUUGGGUAGCGUCGUUGUUCGGUUACCAAAGAAAGACAUACAGGUUUAAAAUGACAAAAGGGUUAGGAUUAGUUUUUUUCCGUUUUGGGUGAACUAUAAAUACUCUACUUUGAUGAUGUCUUGUUAUUACUCUUAAUUUUCAUUCAAUCACUUAAAAUGUUUUUCGUUGUCUCGUUCAUGAUUUAAUAUAUUAAAAGUUAAUAUAGUCCACACAAACCUCUCUAAAAUGAUUUAUUCCCUUGUUGCUGCCUUGGUAUAUGAUAAUCAUGAAUUUUAAUUUAAAAUGAAAAGUUUUCCAGAUGGAAAUCAAGCAGCCAGAUGGCUUUAUAUAACUGCUUUCAAAACGAUAAAUUAUAAUUUCUUUCAUUCAUGUCAAAUCUGGUGGAAUUUGAAUGCACUUACUACUAUAUAAGUAUAUCAACGUAAGAGUCAGUAUUGAAAAUUGUAGGAAUCUGAUAAACCAGCCUGAUCUCACGGUAAUUCGUAACUUUUUUACGAGGUGGUUGAGUCAUAUUAAUUCAUACAAUGUGUGUCAUACAAAAAUGUCACAGGCGUGAAAGCAAAAUGUACUAAAACAAAUGUACAAAUGAGAUUGUAUGAAUUAAAAUGAAUUAGACACUUUGUAAAAUAGUUACGAAUUGCCAUGAGAUUGUGUUGCAUAAACUGUUUCUAGUCAUCUCCUAAAAUCAAAGUCACCCCAAUACAGUAUGGCUUGAUUCAUACUUCAAUGCAAGUUUAUAAGCUUUCUCGAAGUUUUAAGCUUUCUUGAAGUUUUUCAUUGUCUGCCAGGUGAAAAUCUAAGUUGCUUGAAAAUGUAAAAAUCUAUAGAUUUAAAGAUUCACCAAUACUAAAUUUCUCCACCAAUACCGAUUGAGUGAUAUCUGCCGAGAUCGAUUCUGAAGAUUGAAUUAAUAUUUCUUAGCUUUCUGAAUGUUAUUAAUUCAUAUAAUGACUAUUAAUAUUGAACAUAAAAUUAGUGAUGUUUCUUAAAGGGAUAGUUCACCAAAAAAUGAAAAUUCUGUCAUUUACUCACCGUCAGAUUAAUCCAAACUUGUAAAAAAAAUGUAAUACAAAAAUGUAUUUGUUCUGCUGAGGAAGAUAUUUGAAAAUGUCAGUAACCAAACAUUACUCCCAUUGACUCCAAUAGUAUUUAUUUCCCCUACUAUGGCAGUAAAUGGGGAAUGACAUUUGGUUACUGACAUUCUUCCACAUAUUCCAAAUAGGAGAUGAAAAUGUUAAAAUUUUAUGUAAAAAUAUCCGAAGACAUCACAUUUGAAACAACAUUUCAGUCACCCUACACCUUGCAGUCUUUACUUUGCUACAGUAGUUUCGAGCUGCAUGUACAGUAGACCAAAUGGAGCUUGUGAUGUGUUUCAGUCUUCUCUCCUGAGACUUCCAGGAUCCGAACAUCUCUUUCAGUAAACAACUGAUUGAUUUCUUCUCCUACUUGGUGUCAUAUUUCUGCAGCAUAUUUAUGUAUAGCUGUCUCUUACACUGCAUUUCUGAGACAGCACUGCAGAGCUACUCAAUCUGCUCCUGUGUGCACAGUUACCAUCUUUUUAUAAACAAGAAGUGAGUCUUUGGUUGAGACUGAAUGACAUUAAUUAGACCGAAAAAAUACAGUCAAUAUAUUUUUUGACAUUUAUUACCCCCCCAGUAAAAUUUCUUUGUAGAAAACAGAAAAAUAAUCUCAACGCAAAAUGGUGGGUUUAAUUUGAAAUAUUCCUCUGAAAAUAUACAUUUUUAAUAAUAAUAUACAUUUAAUAUAUGUACACGGAGUCAAUUCAACCCACGUCUUAUGCUCUACUUCACAAGGUCACAUGAGCAGACGCUCACCACACAACCUUCUUAUUUUCACAAGGGCAAUCUUUCCGUUUCAGUAAUAUCUCCCUGAUUGAGGUAAAUCAAGCCUCUAGGAUGAAACCUCACCAAUAGUUCACCUGAUAAACAGCUGCCAGUCUACGGUCCAUGUGCAGACCUUUGAGGGAGAUCUGGGUUUGAUAAGCUCCGUAAAUGUCUGUGAGUCACCCUGCUGGGUCCACCGGUGCGCUCGCCCUGUAAAAUAUUCAUUGCUUUUCUCUGCAUCUCAAAGAUUGUUUUCAGGUUUUUUUUUAAAUUUUUUUAUUUUACAUUGCUCUCAAUUCAGACUAACCAUUCACAAACAGAGCUUUUUUUAAAGAAAACAGAUGCUGGGUCAAGACAGAUGCUGGGUCAAGACACAGGUGAAAUUUACAAUGUAUAUUGCUAGAAAUAAUAUCGCUAUUGUUUGGAUGGGUGCUGUGCAAAUUGAUGGGAAUUGUGUCACGACUGGCGUGAAAGAACCCAAUAGCAGGCAGGCAGUGAAGGGGUUAAACAAGAUAUUUAUUUAAACUAAACACAACAAAACAAAAACCCACGAGGGGGUAAAACAACAAAACAGAGGGGAUCUAAUAAAAGACUAGACGGGAACACUGAACUAAAUAAACUAGACUUAAGACAACACUUGACAAAGACUAACACUGACUAGACUUACUGUGACAAGAAGUUUUCAGGACGAAACACUGGUGUACACAGUCAAGGCACAAGCACAUACACAUGCAAUACACGAGCACAGGACAAAGAAACAUGAGGGCAUUUAUAGGGAAGACAAACGAGGGAUAACGAGCGAGGGCAGGUGUGGAACAUAAGACACAGAGGGAGAAAAUACAGGAAACGAGAGGGGCGGGGCCAAUGACGAGACACUGGAGAGAACGCACAUUAUUGUCAAAAGGACAAUAAUAUGUUUCUCUCCACACAUAACCAAAGGCUUUGCCAUGACUCUGCUACAGGACCAAGAAAAACAUGACUAAAGGAAGCAGAGCCAUGACAAAUUGUAUGAUGUGGCCAGUGUGCGGUUGAUGCUUGGCUAAUGCAUUGGCAGAGAGACAGAUGUUUAUUACUGUGUGUGGAUGUGUGUAUUUGCGUGUUAUUGUGGGUGGUAAUACAUAUAUAGUAAUGUGAGUCAUAGGUGUCUAUGGUAAUGACUUCACUGUUCAGACUAUGAAUCUGAUUUAGGUAAUAGAUUUGAACUGUUGACUUCCUGUCAAUCCUUCUAUUCACUUAAGUCUGAAGUGUUUUGACCCUUAAGCAUUGUGAGUAACUUUCAUCUCCCAAUCCCCAAUUCUGACUUUUAUCAUUUACUUACAUGUUCACUGGCUCAUAGCGAGUACUUUAAUGCUGUAAUAAUCUUUUUCAUCUUCUGCAAGGUCAAUGAAGAAGAAAUAAAAAAAAUCACAGUAUAAGGGAUAUAAGGGAUGAAACAUGACAAUUCUGUCAUCAUUUACGGUUGUCAUUUGUAUGACUUUCAUUCUUUUGCAGAACACAAAAGAAGAUAUUUUAAAGAAUUUUGGUAAUGUGGGAAUAUUUUUCAGAUAAAAGUAUGAUUUAAAUAUCAAUAUAAUCAAUAAGUGUUUUCUUUCAUUAAAUCAUUAAGCUGUGUGGUUUUGUCAUGUGCUUUCUAUUUUACUCAGUGGAAAGUUACUGUGGCAAACGAAGUGAGACAGGAUAAGUGGGGGUUGGAACCAUAAAUUAUCUAAAUCAACACACACACACACACACAAAGAGUCACACAGAAAAGAAAUGUUAUGAAUCAAUCCACUGCAUAUGUUUUAAGUAUAAUCAUGAGUUGUGAUGUGUUUUAAUGAAUCAUAGGAUUAAGAAACAACGCUACAUAAUUAAAAGUAUUAGAUGAUUGAGUGUUUUCUUUUUACUAAAAGAAUGUUAAGAAUGUUGGUAUGUUGUCCGGCCACAAGAAACUGUCUCUAGGAGACCACUCCCCAAAAGAAACGGUCUCUAGAGAACAUUCCUCAAAACUGGCGACUGACCACAGGAUGUAAAACAUGUGUUAUGCAAAGAUGUUGUUUUGCAGAUAUACAUGGUGCACGGUGAUUGGUGGAAAGGGAGCAGCACUGUCACGGUCCCACCGUCUUGUUUAUGAAAUUCUAGUCGUGUGGUGGGAUCGGGGCAGAGUCCUUAGGUUGUGUGUGGAGAGAAACACAUUAUUGUCUGUUUGACAGUAAUAUACGUUCUCUCCAGUGUCUUGUCAUUGGCCCCAUUCCUCUUGUUUCCUCGUUAUGUUUCCCUGAGUGUUUAAUGUCCCACACCUGUCCCUUGUCGUUAUCCCUAGUUUGUCUUCCCUAUAUAUACCCUCAUGUUUCUUUGUCUUGUGCUGUUGGAUUACGUUUGCAUGUGUAUGUGGUGUAUGCCUUGUGCUGUAAAGUUCGUGUUCCAUGCUGGUGUUCCUGUAUGUGAUGUUUUCGGUGAGUCUAGUUAGUGUUAGUUUAUUGUAUUUGGUCUUGUGUUGUGCUUAGUCUUUGUUGGUUUAGUUUAGUCAGUUUAUGUUCCUGUUUUCCUGUUAUUUCAUUUCCCCCUGUUAUCGUGUCUUGUUUUCCCCACCGUAGGUUUUUGUUUUACGUUUUUGUAUUUGUAAAUAAAGUCUUGUGCAUUAACCCCUUACUGCCUGCCUGCAUCUGGGUUCUUCCUCUGUGAUCGUGACAGAAUCCACAAGCCAGAACUGAACCCAGCAGGU